This is a messenger RNA of Perognathus longimembris pacificus (Pacific pocket mouse), 2108 nucleotides long. It is a transcript of the gene Hcn4, whose product is annotated as hyperpolarization activated cyclic nucleotide gated potassium channel 4. Gene Ontology annotation, biological process: transmembrane transport; potassium ion transport. NCBI's taxonomy places the organism in Eukaryota, Metazoa, Chordata, Mammalia, Rodentia, Heteromyidae. The record is from RefSeq and is a predicted model, not a curated record. Gene Ontology annotation, cellular component: membrane. Gene Ontology annotation, molecular function: voltage-gated potassium channel activity.
CCGCCGCGCCCCGCGCCAUGGACAAGCUGCCGCCGUCCAUGCGCCAGCGGCUGUACAGCCUCCCGCAGCAGGUGGGGGCCAAGGCGUGGAUCAUGGACGAGGAGGACGACGCGGACGAGGAGGGCGGCGCGGGCGGCCGGGACCCCGGGGACCCCCGGCGCCGGAGCAUCCGCCUGCGCCCGCUGCCCUCGCCCUCGCCCGCGGCGGCGGCGGGCGGCCCCGAGCCCCGGAGCGCGGCGGCCCCCGGGGCGGACGGCGAGGGGCCGGGCAAGUCCGGCACCAACGGCGACUGCCGGCGCUUCCGCGGGAGCCUGGCCUCGCUGGGCGGCCGGGGCGGCGGGGCGGCGGCGGCGGGGGCCGCGGGCGCGGGGGGGACCCGGGGCGACUCCGCCGAGGAGCGGCGGCUCCUCCCGGCCGCCGCCGAGGGCGACGCGUCCCCGGGCCGGGAGCCCGCGCGCCCCCCGGGCCCCGCGCCCUCGCCGCCCCCCGCGCCCCCCGCGCCCCCCGCGCCCGACGCGGCGGCGGCGAUCAAAGUGGACGAGGCGGGCGCGGCCGGGGCCGCCGAGGAGCAGAUCCUCCCCGAGGCCGACGCGCGCCUGGGCCAGGCCGGCUUCAUGCAGCGCCAGUUCGGGGCCAUGCUGCAGCCCGGGGUCAACAAAUUCUCCCUGCGGAUGUUCGGCAGCCAGAAGGCCGUGGAGCGCGAGCAGGAGCGCGUCAAGUCGGCCGGGUUCUGGAUCAUCCACCCCUACAGCGACUUCAGGUUCUACUGGGACCUGACCAUGCUGCUUCUGAUGGUGGGGAACCUGAUCAUCAUCCCGGUGGGCAUCACCUUCUUCAAGGACGAGAACACCACGCCCUGGAUCGUCUUCAACGUGGUGUCCGACACCUUCUUCCUGGUGGACCUGGUGCUGAACUUCCGCACGGGCAUCGUGGUGGAGGACAACACCGAGAUCAUCCUGGACCCGCGGCGCAUCAAGAUGAAGUACCUCAAGAGCUGGUUCGUGGUGGACUUCGUCUCCUCCAUCCCCGUGGACUACAUCUUCCUCAUCGUGGAGACGCGCAUCGACUCCGAGGUCUACAAGACGGCCCGGGCCCUGCGCAUCGUCCGCUUCACCAAGAUCCUCAGCCUCCUCCGCCUCCUGCGGCUCUCGCGCCUCAUCCGCUACAUCCACCAGUGGGAGGAGAUCUUCCACAUGACCUACGACCUGGCCAGCGCGGUGGUGCGCAUCGUGAACCUCAUCGGCAUGAUGCUGCUGCUGUGCCACUGGGACGGCUGCCUGCAGUUCCUGGUGCCCAUGCUGCAGGUUCCGCGCGACUGCUGGGUGUCCAUGAACGGCAUGGUGAACAACUCGUGGGGGAAGCAGUACUCCUACGCCCUGUUCAAGGCCAUGAGCCACAUGCUGUGCAUCGGCUACGGGCGGCAGGCGCCCCUGGGCAUGUCUGACGUGUGGCUAACCAUGCUAAGCAUGAUCGUGGGUGCCACCUGCUACGCCAUGUUCAUCGGCCACGCCACCGCGCUCAUCCAGUCCCUGGACUCCUCCCGGCGCCAGUACCAGGAGAAGUACAAGCAGGUGGAGCAGUACAUGUCCUUCCACAAGCUCCCGCCCGACACCCGGCAGCGCAUCCACGACUACUACGAGCACCGCUACCAGGGCAAGAUGUUCGACGAGGAGAGCAUCCUGGGCGAGCUGAGCGAGCCGCUGCGGGAGGAGAUCAUCAACUUCAACUGCCGCAAGCUGGUGGCCUCCAUGCCGCUGUUCGCCAACGCCGACCCCAACUUCGUGACGUCCAUGCUGACCAAGCUGCGCUUCGAGGUCUUCCAGCCCGGGGAGUUCCUGGCCAAGUGCAAGCGCCUGUCGGAAGCCGCACCACCUUCUGGGCUUACAGGAAACGUGGCCUGCAACAGCGCAAGCCCCUCCGCCCGCUGCUCACCCCCUCCCGGCACCCCUGGAGGGGCCCCCGAUGGGAGGGGCUCUCGCUUACUCGCAGAGCGCCUCCCUCCUCCAUCCUUGCUUUUUUUUGGUCUUUUGCCCAAGAUUGAGACUCAAACUCGGUACCUGAUGCUCUCGCUCACUGCUGGCGCGGCGCAGCACGAGGACACAGCCUGA